AUGGCAACCCCCGCCCUUGUGCUGGUGCUGGUGCUGGUGCUGGUGAUGGGGCUGCAGGUGGGCAAGAGAGAAGGAGUAGGCCAGCAGGUCUGCGCCAGACAGAGACCCAGGGAGCAGACCGGAGGAGAGCCAGGGCUAGUCAUGGCAGAGGCCAGCCCAGAGCAGCAGCCCACGACUGGGGUCACUGGAGCCGCACCGGCCCCUGGGGCUACCGGAGCCACUGGAGCCACCGACCCGGACGAAGACUCCCCCAACAUGAUCGUCUACAGGAAGAUCGAGGACAUCGUCACCAGGAUACAAGAUGAGACAGAGGGAGUGCCUAUCAGAACCGUCAAGAGCUUCCUGUCCAAGAUCCCCAGCGUUGUCACAGGUGCAGACAUUGUGCAGUGGCUGAUGAAGAACCUCAACAUCGAUGAUCCAGCCGAAGCCAUUCACAUCGGAAGCCUCGUCGCCGCCCAGGGCUACAUCUUCCCCAUCUCUGACCACGUCCUAACACUAAAGGAUGAUGGGACGUUCUACCGCUUCCAGGCUCCAUACUUCUGGCCCUCUAACUGCUGGGAGCCUGAAAACACAGACUACGCCAUUUAUCUGUGCAAGCGGACCAUGCAGAACAAAACCAGGCUGGAGCUGGCAGACUAUGAGGCAGAGAACCUAGCGAGACUGCAGCGGGCCUUUGCCAGGAAGUGGGAGUUCAUCUUUAUGCAGGCUGAGGCCCAGCUGAAGAUCGACAGGAAGAAGGACAAGAACGAGCGGAAGAUCCUGGACAGCCAGGAGAGGGCCUUCUGGGAUGUCCACCGGCCCGUGCCAGGGUGCGUGAACACCACUGAGAUGGACAUCAGGAAGUGCCGGCGCAUGAAAAACCCACAGAAGGUGAAAAAGUCGGUGUACGGGCUCACCGAGGACUCCCAGUCGCAGAGCCCCAUCCACACACCGUCGCUGCAGGGCCGGAAGGACACCAAGGACGACGUGAAGAAGGAGAUCCUAUUUUUGAAUUCCCAGUUGGACAGACAUUGCAUGAAAGUGUCGAAAGUGGCUGAAACUCUAAUGGGUUACACGGAGCAGUAUUUGGACUACGACCCUUUCUUGACCACACCGGAGCCAUCCAAUCCCUGGGCCAGCGACGAUCCGUCCUUCUGGGACCUGGAGGCCAGUAAGGACCCGAGCCAGCAGCGUGUGAGGAAGUGGGGUUUCUCUCUGGACGAGGCCCUGAAGGACCCGGCGGGCCGUGACCAGUUCCUCCGAUUCCUCGAGUCAGAGUUCAGCUCCGAAAAUCUGCUGUUCUGGCUGGCGGUGCAGGAUCUGAAACGGCGACCCCUACAGGAAGUGGCCGGCCGAGCUCAGGACAUCUGGCAGGAGUUUCUGGCCGAGGGCGCCCCGCGCUCCAUCAACCUGGACUCCCACAGCUACGAGCGCACCAGCCAGAACCUCAAGGACCCGGGCCGCUACAGCUUCGAGGAUGCCCAGGAUCACAUCUAUAAGCUGAUGAAGAGUGACAGCUACGCGCGUUUCCUGAGGUCCAACGCCUACCAGGAUCUCCUGCUGGCCAGAAAGAAGCUGGAGACUACUGAACAGGGUCGACGAACAUCACUGGAGAAGUUCACUCGCAGUGUGGGCAAGUCUUUGACGGGGAAGAGGCUCACCGGCCUCAUGCAGUCCUCUUGACCAGGGGCUGUCAUGGACUGACCACGCCAGAAGACGUCACACUCAGCCACUGCCCUACAAGAGAUGCCAAAGCCCCUAUAAAUUGCCCCAAAGGGGGUAUGAGCUGGUGGUGGCGGGGCAAGAAGGUGACCACUGCCACAAUCAACCCAACGUCUCCUUUUUACCCCCCCUUAUACCCCCCCAUACCAAACCACCUUCUGUUUACGGUGAUGCCACAGUGUCCAAUCAGCAGAGUGCAAUAAGUCUUCAGCAAAACUAGAGAAGUCACUAGUCAGUCAGACAUCCAAGCUAACUCUGACCUCUCUACGCUCACUCCACAGAAAUUCUCACACACACAUUGACACACACUCUCUCUCUCUCUUUCUCUCUCUCACACACACACACACACACACACACACACACACACACACACACACACACACACACAUCCUACAUGAAGUGCAUAGCCAAAAUAUCUUUCUUUUUCCACCUCUUCAACAGAUGAAGUCAUUUUAACAGUCAGAUUAUGGACUGGCCAUUUUAAAAAAUUUUGGAAGGAUGGUUACACAAAGUGUUAAGUUUUGGCUAAGAAUAGGACCACGUGCCUCUUGGCUUCAGAGCAUUCCAAGUGUGGUAGGGCUGUGAACAGUGUGUUGCGUUGGUGUGGCAUUGCACCAAGACCAAGGGACAUUAGUGUUUGGGGCCCAUACAGGGAAGACUAAGUAACCAAGAAUGGGAAAAAAAUUGCAUUCAGAUCUGUCUUAACCAUGAGUCUCCAGGCAACCAAUACAUGGCCAAUGUUACCCUAUUAGAAAAGUGUUUCUCAGUAGGUUAAUAGGAAACCGUUCUGGAAAUUACUGCAUGUGUUCUUCAUGGGUCAAAUCUGUAUGUUCAUGGAUGUUCAAAUAUUUUGGACAGAUGAUCAAGGUUGGAAGAUUUUUUUGUGUGGUUUUAAAACCAAUGAAUACUUUAGCCCUGUUAGUCCAAGUAACAGGUGCAUCCAUCUAAUUGUCUGAUGACGCUCAAUUAUACUGCCUGAUUCAAAGCACAAUGUCUCAACCAGGUUGUCACAUAAAGACAGGUGGGGGUGUACAUGUAGCCUACAACAUAAAUCUAUGUAACCUAUUUUACUCAAGGUCUGCCAAACCAUCUGCUCAUAUAGAGACCAUGUUUAUGGCUUCAUCAAACUAGGCCUAUAUCAAGCAGGGGCCUUGGUAACAUGUCCACUUUGUCUUGCCUGCUUGUUUGUUUCUGUUCAUAGAGUUGUAAAUAGAUUCUGAAUGUAAAAUAAAGCAUAAUUCUAAUCACAUCAAAUGUUUAGAUUUUAUAAACAAAUAUUAUUCUAGCCUGAGGAAUCCAUGAACAGGGUGAGAGGUUGGGAACUGAGGGGUAAGGGAGUUGAUCUUGAGUGUGGGCUGGAGAUAUCAACCAUAGACUGAACCACACCUUUCUGUGAAAAGGACACAGAGGCCUCAGCUCUGACUCCCGUCUGAAAAUCUGUUCAGGCUACUCAGAAGUGAGAGCAGGACGGAUGACACUCUGUGCCCGAUUACAACCGAGAGACCGAGGACCUUCAGUUGCCACCAAAGUUAAAGAGAUUAUUGCUGAAGGUGACUUACCUGGCAGCGUCAAUGACGUCGCGGUGUUUACGAAUGAUCACAACGGACACGUGUACACGAGUGUCAACCUCUGUGCUGAUAUGUAAUCUGCCAGUUCGUGCGCAGCAGUGGGAGAAUUGAUUCUACACCAAGUGUUUGUGGUUGACUACUGCCCUCUGGUGGCGAAGAGCUGUUACUGCCAUCGGCACUUCUGAAAGUGCUGUGUGUCACGACACCGAAUGAACAGACUGUUCCAAAGCCUUUUGAUUUUUAAAUCUUUCACUAGAAAUGUAUUUAAAGGCACUGUGCUGAACUGCAUCGUAUAUCGUUGUAACACUUACAGGAGAAAAAAAACUGGUUGGUUUGCAAGAGGGCUCUGAAGAAUCAUUGUUGAAAAACUGGGCACAAGCCUACAAGCAUUGUAUGCGGUAUUGAGUAAUGAAGGUAGGCUAGAUUAUCUAAUGUAGAGGCACACGUGCUAUGAAGGGCACACAACUAUGCAUGGGGUUAUAUCUGAAGACUUUUAAUGCUUCUAGUUUUUCAGUCUUGGAAAAAAGUGAAGGGUAAACGAAAAGACUACACC
Sardina pilchardus (European sardine) is the source of this 3822-nucleotide messenger RNA. Its product is annotated as regulator of G-protein signaling 6-like. The transcript is spliced from 18 exons. Gene Ontology annotation, molecular function: GTPase activator activity. Gene Ontology annotation, cellular component: cytoplasm; neuron projection. NCBI's taxonomy places the organism in Eukaryota, Metazoa, Chordata, Actinopteri, Clupeiformes, Clupeidae. The record is from RefSeq and is a predicted model, not a curated record. The coding region runs from base 1 to 1662 and encodes 553 amino acids. Gene Ontology annotation, biological process: G protein-coupled receptor signaling pathway; positive regulation of GTPase activity; intracellular signal transduction.